AUGGGCAGCACCUCAAUGACGGUGGUUUGGUUCAGCAAUCGUAGGGCCCGUUGGAGGAAACAGAUGGGAAGUCAGCAGUUGAAUGGCUUUUCGGCCGCAUUGGCGACACUGCCAGCAAUGCACGCGUACUCCUCGUCCGCAACCAAUCCCUACUUGCAGUUCGCGGCGGCGGCUCAGGUCGACCCCAACCACUACUCUAACGCAUCGCAAGCGCUGACCAGUGAUGGCCGGGUAUACGCGUGGGGACAGAAUAUGUUUGGCCAAAUAGGGUGCACAGACGUUGACCAUGGUAGCGUAUAUGUUCCCAAAGAAUUAGGUUUUAAUGAAAACUGCCAAAUCAAUAGUGUCUACUGUUCACUCUACUCAUCAUUUGCCAUCACAACUGAUGGACAGGUGUUUAGUUGGGGUCGAAAUCAUUGGUACAAUUUGGGACACAAUAACUACAACGUGUGGACACCCACCGCUAUACACGAUAAGAAUACGUUUGAGUUAACCGGUGGUAAACACUCGGCAGGUGUGGGAACUGUUGGCUUUCAGGCCCCGGAAGUUUCCCGUGGACUGCCCUACAACCACUUGAGUGAUGUGUUUAGUUUGAGCAAGAUUGGCGAAAUUCUAUUUGAUCUAGAUAUUUCUGAUGUGGAUCCGGAUUGUCCAGGAAUAUAUUCAUCAAAUGAAAUGUUGAAUAAAUCGUGGUAUAAUUUGGUAGAGGUGUUGGCGGAGAUGUACUCGACUCCCCGGUGGGAAUCGCGGCCCGAGUGCUCACAAGUGCAAAAUUACGGAAUGGUUUGCGAGGCAAAUCCGAUCUACUCGGAUAAAGUUGCCAUAUAA
Molecule: messenger RNA, 828 nt
Organism: Medioppia subpectinata
Lineage: Eukaryota; Metazoa; Arthropoda; Arachnida; Sarcoptiformes; Oppiidae
Source: the annotation of a GenBank genome assembly